AUCGUCGAUGUUUCUAAGUUACGACAGGAUUUAAACUGUUAAAGAGAAAGGGGCGGGGCCGGCAUCGUUUGGGGAAAGUACCCGGAUGCGUUGCUCUCAUGAAUAAGGAGGAAGCGCUCGACGGUCAAUUAACGUACUGCUGACAGAAGUAUUCAAGAUCCUACAAUGUGGACUGAUAAGCAAAGAGGAAUCAGAGUUUCUCAGCAGGAGCUGCUCUGCAAGAACGCCUGUGGUUAUUAUGGAAACCCUGCGUGGCAAGGUUUCUGCUCCAAGUGCUGGAGAGAGCGGGCACGUCCAGCUGCUGACCAGAGACAGGACACGAGGUCGACCAAUGAUGGAACUCCGCUCACCUUCUCCAAAUUCGAGGAGAAGAAAAGUACUGAGAAAGGUCGUCGCAUCAACACGAUGAGGAGACUCUUCUGGGGCAACCCAUCGCCUCCCAAACGUCAAGAGUCUCCAGAAAGCCAUGCAAACGUGUUAAAAGCCUUUCAGAGCCUCGAGCCCCGGGAUUUUCCAGGUUUCCUAAAGAUACUACGAAGCCCUUCCUCUCAGCGCUUGCAGUCCAGAUGUACAGCUUUCCUCAACACAAUGGAGGCUUAUCAUCAUCUCCCGGUUCAGAAGCAGUCAGACCUCGUGCAAGAUUUCUACCAGUCUUUUGCUGAAUAUUUUAGCACUUUCCCUGAGGCUCAGGUCACUCAGAUCAUGGAGCAUGUGGAGAAGCUUAUAAUGACUCGGCUGCACAAAUGGGUUUUCUGCCACGACAGCUGUGACGAUGAACAGAAGGACCUCAUUCUCCAGAGGAGGAUACGCUCCUUAAGCUGGGUAACUCCACAGAUGCUGAGUGUGCCUUUUCCUGAUAAACAGACUCCGGUCACGGGCGACCCCUUUCUACCGGCGAUAACAGCCAUAAUUGAAAUGGACGCCAAAAGAGCGCCGCAGGACAAACUUGCAUGUGUGUCCAAAUGCAGUCAACAUGUCUUUGAAGCGCUCUCCUCCUCGAACAGUGAGCCCGCCAACGCCGACGACUUCCUGUCAGGCCUGAUCUAUGUGGUGCUGAAGGCCAAUCCGCCUCGCCUUCACUCCAACAUGCAGUACGUGAUUCGCUUUGGACUCCCUCACAGUCUGAUGGCCGGAGAGAGCGGCUACUAUUUCACAAAUUUGUCUUGUGCGGUGGCCUUCAUUGAAAAGCUGGACGGACCAGCACUCAACCUUAGUCCAGAAGAGUUCGACGGCUACAUGCUGCGUCAGCGUGCUCCUGCCGUCAGGACCAAGAGGCUGCAGAUCGCUAACGACACACAACACCUGAUACAAGAGCUACAGGGCAGACAGGAGAAGCUGGACCAGGGGAUGGAUGCUCUCAACAUGCAGCUACAGGAGUGGGUCCAAGCAGUUCAUUUCCAGCUGGAUGAAGCGACGGCCCAGUUUGCUCUCGUGCAGAAGGAGAUUACGGCUCAGACUGAGCUCUCACUAGAUACUUCAUCCUCAUCCAGUAACGCAUCGAAGCAGGGGGCUAACGAGGAGCCGUCUGUGCUGGUGCUUAAGGAUAAACAGGCAGGUCCAAAAGACACAGACUGUUAGCCAUAUUAAUAUUAAAAACACCUAACCUGGUACUUGACUCUUUGCAAUCAUCAGCACUAACGUUUUCAGGCUGCAAUACAAAUAGCGAUGUUUAUUCUGAUGCCACACUUGCACAAGUUGAAACCACAGAAACAUGAAGGAAAACGUCUCACAGAAGGCAGCGUCGCUGAGCACAGAGAAGUUUUUAAUGACUGUUUUUAAAACACGAGUUGCACUUGUAUCCCGUUCCAAGGUGAAGACCAUUUAAAAAAAAAAAAAAAAAACACGUUGAGUUUUAGAAACAGAUCAUAAUUAAUAUUAAAGCACUCAGGGUACUCAGCACUUACGCCACCUUAGACUUAAGGAGGGCUUAUUUGAUAUUCACUUUUUUUAAUAGUGUGUACCGUCGUGCCUGUCUGUAGAUUACUGUGAAAUUAAAACUGCCAGAGAAAUGUUAGAUAACAGGUCAGGGGGUGUGUUCAUUCAAAUGUUCUUUUCAGUUCUGUGUAACGGUUCCCGAUAAGCUGCCUUCAUUGUCUGUACAGAGAUAACAAACCUGGGUGAAAGCUAUUUGUCACACAUUUUACCGUCUGUGUAUGUUUCCAGAAGGUGCCCGCUGCUCACAACUAUUGAAGGGAUUCUGAAGAAAUUAAAGGAUUAAAGAUUUUAUGUAAUUAUUUUAUAAAAUAUGAUAUUAAAGUGACAUAUGAUUUACCAAUAUGA
Labrus mixtus (cuckoo wrasse) is the source of this 2280-nucleotide messenger RNA. RefSeq names its product rab5 GDP/GTP exchange factor-like. The transcript is spliced from 9 exons. Gene Ontology annotation, biological process: vesicle-mediated transport. NCBI's taxonomy places the organism in Eukaryota, Metazoa, Chordata, Actinopteri, Labriformes, Labridae. Gene Ontology annotation, cellular component: cytosol; endocytic vesicle. The coding region runs from base 166 to 1578 and encodes 470 amino acids. The record is from RefSeq and is a predicted model, not a curated record. Gene Ontology annotation, molecular function: zinc ion binding; DNA binding; guanyl-nucleotide exchange factor activity.